CAGCUGUCAACUUUUGGAGUGUUUGACUGACGACGUUCGCUCGAGUUGCUUGCUGUUACUUGAUCGCUAAACUAAUGCGCUGUUAUUAGUCUAAAAUAAUCAAGUUUGCCUGCAAAAACGCAAAAAUGAGCAUCAGCGAACACAGCGAAGACGGACAGCUCAUCAGUCCGGAUCAUUUCGGUGCGGAUGAAACAACCGAUUCACUGGAUAUCAAACCUCCGCAAGCGGCAGCCGCCGAAUACUACUCUUCCAAGCGAAAAGAAAAGAAAUCGAAACAUUCCCGGGAUCAUCAUCACCACAGUUCGUCCGCUGGAGGGAGAGAACAUUACUCAAGCUCGCGGCGAGAUUAUCGGAGUGGACACCGGGAGCGGGAACGUGACCGUUAUCAUCACAGUCGAAGCGGACGGGAGCGCAGCGGUCACGAAAAGGACCCAAGAUAUCAUUCUUCGUCCGGAGGAAGUGGUCACCAUUCUAGGGACGCCCGUUACGAAAUGAAUCCAUUUUACGGCGAAGUACGUGAAACUUACCAUAGCAAAAGGGAACGGAAUCGUGAGUACUACGAGAAGGAAAGAAGUAGCCGAAGCAAAAAAGAAUCCGAGAAACCUGAUGCCGAUAAGCUAUUGGAAGAUUUGAGGACACGUUUACUGAACAAAAAAAGUCGAUAUGAUUCCUCAAAGCACCACCAGGAUCAAGCGCAACAGCUGCAGGAUCUUCAAAUGCAGCAGCAGCAGUACGAAGCGGAAAACCGCCGAGAAAAGCGGCAUCGCCAUCGGUAUCAGGAACGAAAAGUGCAACAAACGGAAAUGGAGUACGUCGAAAUUAUGGAGAGUCCAGAAUACCCAGCGGAACAGAGUGCCGAAGAAACGGCCGAGAUGAAAAGCAAGGAGCAUAACGAACGUAGGGCUAGGCUUAUUGAAGCGGAAAGGCAAAUGGCAAAGCGCAAAGAAGCGGCCCGAGAUGAACUGGAGUUCCGACGCCUGCUGCGUCAGGAGCGCAAUAAUAUCGAACCGUCGCCGGAGGAAAAAUCCAAGAAGCAAAUCACAAAUCAGUUUGAAGACGAUUAUGAUGAAGAUGAGGUACAAAUGGAAAGUCCGGAGGAAGCAAUGAAAAAGAAAAAGAAGAAGAAAAAGGCGAAAAAGCAGGCUGAUUCAGAACAGUCCAACGAUGAGGAGAUUAUUACAGACGAGGAAGAGGAAGAGGAUACUAAUUCGGAUAGUUCUACGUCUAGUAGUGAAUCAGAUGAUUCGCAGGAAGUUUCGGACGAUGAAAAACCCCCAGCCAGUCCACUGUCGGUGGGUGACUUAGUGAAGUCAGAUCGGAGGCAUAGAAGUGAAUCUCGUUCCCGCUCUGGAUCAAGAUACCGAUCGCGUUCCCGUUCACGAUCAACGCGCUCAAGAUCUGGCUCGGAAUCAAGUCGCAGCCGAUCACGAAGCCCACGUAGGCGUCACGAAAGUAGUCGCAGUAUUUCACCUAAAUCUGAUCACGGCAGAGAUCAAGAUCAGAAUAAAAAAUCCAAGGAAAAAGAGGAACCCAAAUCACCACCAAUGGUGGUGGAAGAGGAAGAACAACUUCCUCCCUAUAUUCCCGGCAUUCAAGGUUGUCGGUCGGUGGAAGAAUUCCAGUGUCUCAAUCGCAUAGAAGAAGGAACCUAUGGAGUGGUUUACCGUGCGAAGGAUAAACGAACGGAAGAAAUUGUUGCCCUCAAACGGCUCAAAAUGGAGAAGGAGAAAGAAGGCUUUCCAAUAACGUCGUUGAGGGAAAUCAACACUCUGCUCAAGGGUCAACAUCCGAACAUUGUGACCGUGCGGGAGAUUGUUGUUGGUAGUAACAUGGAUAAGAUCUUCAUCGUGAUGGAUUAUGUUGAGCACGAUUUGAAAUCACUGAUGGAAACUAUGAAGCAUAAAAAACAAGUUUUCCUACCUGGUGAGGUGAAGUGUCUAACUCAGCAGUUACUGCGAGCCGUGGCUCAUCUGCACGACAACUGGAUCCUUCAUCGAGAUUUGAAAACAUCCAAUCUGCUUUUAUCACACAAAGGGAUCCUGAAGGUGGGCGAUUUCGGACUGGCUAGAGAGUACGGAUCGCCGCUGAAAGCGUAUACAUCGAUUGUCGUAACGCUUUGGUACCGUGCACCGGAAUUGCUGCUCUGUUGCAAGGAGUAUUCCACCCCGAUCGACAUCUGGUCCGUGGGAUGUAUCUUCGCGGAGUUUCUUGCGAUGGGUGCACUCUUUCCGGGCAAAACCGAGAUUGACCAGUUGAAUCGAAUCUUCAAAGAGCUCGGCACACCGAACGAGAAAAUCUGGCCCGGAUACAAUCAGUUGCCGGCCGUGCAGAAGAUGACUUUCACCGAGUAUCCGGUGUCCAAUUUGCGCAAGCGGUUCGCCCAUCAGACCAGUGAGCUUGGCAUUUCCCUGCUGCAGGGAUUGUUGACCUUUGAUCCGAAGCAGCGCCUAACGGCGGAAGGAGCUCUUAAGCAUAGCUAUUUUAAAGAGCUGCCGCUGCCGAUCGAUCCGGCAAUGUUUCCUACCUGGCCAGCGAAAAGUGAACUUGGGUUGAAACGGGCGUUGGCAUCCAGCCCGAAGCCGCCUAGCGGUGGAGGCGAGUUCAAGAAGUUGGGAGAUGACGCCGUUCCAGAGAAUCCUGGUUUCCAUUUGGGAGGAACUUAUACCGAAUCCCGGCAGAUGGCUAUGGGUCCAGGCUUUAGUUUGAAGUUUUGAUAAAGAAGGUAAUUUUCUACUGCUGUUGUAGGUGGAAAAAGCUAAUCAUAUGUCUAUAAUACACUAUCUGUGGAGAGUU
Molecule: messenger RNA, 2793 nt
Organism: Wyeomyia smithii (pitcher-plant mosquito)
Lineage: Eukaryota; Metazoa; Arthropoda; Insecta; Diptera; Culicidae
Gene: Pitslre
Product: serine/threonine-protein kinase PITSLRE
Exons: 3
Coding region: 126-2714 (862 amino acids)
Biological process (GO): regulation of mitotic cell cycle; protein phosphorylation
Cellular component (GO): nucleus
Molecular function (GO): ATP binding; cyclin-dependent protein serine/threonine kinase activity
Source: RefSeq, a predicted model, not a curated record